AUGAGCCAGCAAGACUCACAUCACAGUUUCCGGCCAAAGUUUUCCUAUACGCAGGGUCCCCUGGAGCCGGCACUUCGGAACUGGACAUUUGGGGAUCUACUCCAGCGUCAAGCCGAGCAAUUUCCAGGUAACAUUGCGAUUUCCUGCCCAGGCACGUCGAACCCUAUCACCUAUCGCCAAUUGAACGACCGUACCAAGCUUCUUGGAAAAGCUCUGAUAGCAAAUGAGAUCUCCGUUGGAGACCGCGUUGGCAUCUUUGCAGGAAAUGUUUCUGAAUAUGUGGAGGUUGUGCUGGCAACUGCGCGCAUUGGAGCAAUCAUCGUCCUGUUGAACACCUUUUACACAACGGAGGAAAUCAAAAGAGCCCUUCGAUUUACUGGGUGUUCAUUGUUAUUCAUCACGGAGAGCCUUGGAAAACGCAGUCUGUUGCCAUGCAUCGAUCAACUCGACAAGAUAAUCGAAAGCCAGAAAAGCGAGUUCCCAGGUUUCCGAAAGCAUCGUUCUUCUCUCUGGGCACUGGAUUUUGUCAAAGUCCCACUCCACGGUGCGAAGGUCGCUUCUGCUUACGAGGCAGCAGAAAGACAAGUUACUCCAGAGACGAUCUGUAACUUCCAAUUCACCAGUGGCACUACCGGGAUGCCCAAGGCGGUGAUGCUCACUCACUUUAACGUCGUUAAUAAUGGUUUUCUAAUAGGUGACCGAAUCGGUCUCACUUCAAAUGAUACCAUAUGUUGUCCGUGGCCUUUGUUCCACUCGUCUGGAUUUGUUGUUGGCCUGAUAGCAUCACUGUGUCACGGUGCAACUCUCGUUCUGCCAUCACCAAUAUUCGAUCCCGCUGCCACGGCACGAGCACUGAUCUCCGAAAGGUGUACUGGGCUUCAAGGCGUCCCAACCAUGUUCGCUGCUGUUCUCGAGUGGUGCCGUCAACGUGGUACUCGCCCGCCACCUCUUCGAACAGGAAUUAUCGGUGGAUCACCAGUUUCCCCGGCUCUUCUAAGAGAGCUGCAGCAUGAAUUUGGUCCGGAAGACCUGGGUAUUGCAUACGGUAUGACUGAAACCUCGCCACUCAGCUUCCUUUCAAAGGGCUUUGAACCAGAUGGGACCCACGCAUGGAUGAAAAUCUUACCACACACGACUGCAAAGAUAGUGGAUGCGCAAGGAAUUAUUGUCCACAUUGGAAGUCCUGGAGAACUGUGCGUCUCAGGAUAUCUCUUGCAGCGAGGAUAUUACCAGAACCCUGGGAAGACGCGUGAGGUCAUGCGCGUGCAUGAAGAUGGAGUUCUCUGGAUGCAUUCAGGCGACGAAGCAAUCAUGGAUGAGCACGGACGUUGUCGGAUCAGCGGCAGGAUCAAGGAUACCAUCAUUCGCGGCGGAGAGAACAUAUAUCCAGCAGAGAUCGAGGAUCGUCUGAAUGAGCACCCGGCAAUCUCGAUGUCGGCCGUAGUGGGAAUCCAAGAUUCAAAGUACGGAGAGGCAGUGGCUGCAUUCUUGCAACUCAAACAUGGCGAGAACCCAUGUACAAAGGGACAUAUCUCGGAAUGGGUUCAGCAAACCCUGGGGAAACAUAAGGUACCAACACUCGUAUUUCACCUCGGUGUUGAUGGCGUUCCUGGCGAUUUCCCUAAGACAGCAAGUGGGAAGAUCAAGAAGGUUGACCUGGUGGCCAUUGGAACUCAGCUUGUCCGUGGCACGGGUAAACUAUAG
Molecule: messenger RNA, 1704 nt
Organism: Penicillium mononematosum
Lineage: Eukaryota; Fungi; Ascomycota; Eurotiomycetes; Eurotiales; Aspergillaceae
Exons: 5
Coding region: 1-1704 (567 amino acids)
Biological process (GO): fatty acid metabolic process
Molecular function (GO): medium-chain fatty acid-CoA ligase activity
Source: RefSeq, a predicted model, not a curated record